AUGACCCAGGAGCAGUAUAUCCUUGCGGCACAGCCCAAUCCGCUUCACCAGCGGGGGGCGUCAGUGUGCGGCACCCAGGUUUACCCAGCAGUGGGAAUCUACGGCUGGAGGAAGAGAUGCUUGUACUUCUUCAUACUCCUCCUCCUCGUCACCAUGAUCGUCAACCUCGCGCUGACCAUCUGGAUCCUCAAAGUCAUGAACUUCACUCCGGAUGGAAUGGGGAAUCUGCGGGUGACGAAGGAAGGUGUCAGAUUGGAGGGAGUGUCCGAAUUCUUAUUGCCUCUAUACGUCAAAGAGAUCCAGUCUCGUAGGGACAGUCCAUUGAUUCUUCAGUCGGACAGAAAUGUGACUGUCAAUGCUAGGAACGAUCAGGGACAACUGACUGGUCAGCUAACCGUGGGUUCAGAAAUGGUAGAGGCUCAGUGUCAGAGGUUUGAGGUGAGGAGUGCAGAUGGAGAGAGAGUUCUGUUCUCCGCAGAUGAAGAGGAGAUCAGCAUCGGCACCGAGAAACUUAGAGUCACAGGGAACGAAGGCGUGGUGUUCAGCCAUUCUGUAGAGACAUCGCAUGUAAGGGCAGAACCCUUCCAAGACCUAAAGCUGGAGUCGCCAACUCGGACCCUGACCCUGGAGGCCCCCAGAGGGGUAGAGGUCAAUGCUGGAGUGGGAGACUUCACGGCGUCCUGUAGGAAAGACCUUCUCUUGCAGUCCUCAGAAGGAGAGAUCUUUCUAGAUGCCAACACCAUCCGGCUGGGCAACAUUCCCCAUGGCAGCGCUGUGGACCCCCUGGAGGGAGCGCCAGCAGGUACUACCUACACCAAACAGACUGUGUACGAGCUUUGUGCCUGCGCUAACGGCAAGCUCUACCUGUCCCCAGCUGAGAAAGGCUCUACCUGCCAAACCACCAGUAACUUUUGUCUCUGGAGCUGAAAAUGGGAGGUCAACAGACACCCGGGACAUAUGGACUAUUAGAGUUUGAAGCUAAUGCUAGCCAACGGACUGAAUCAACAUGGAUUAUGUCUUGGUGGGAAGCUAAUGCCAGCUAAUGUACCGAAUCCACAUUGAUUGUAGCAUGGCGAGAAGUUCAUGUCUGUUAACCAAUCAAAUGAUAUGGAUUACAACUGGGCAGGAAGCUAAUGUUUGCUAACAGACCACAUUAACAAAAGGACUGUGGCUUGGUGUGAAGCUACUGCCAGCUAAAGGACUCAACAUGGACUAGAGCUUGGUGAGAAGCUUUUGCCAGCUCACCAACCAAAUUAAUAUGAAUUGGUCAGUUGCUAAUGCUAGUCAAGAGGAUGAAUGACUUGGCGGGAAGAAAAAGCCGAGGUUAGCUGGUGGGUACGAUACUAUGACGCUACUCAUGGACAUCAAUGGACAAUCUCACUCUGGCGCUCUCGUUGGCUGUCUUUGCUAUUGUUGAAUUGCUGCCAUGACGUUUUCUGAAAGUCACAAGGAUUCCAUUUUGGGGUUUCCUGAGAACAGCGAACUCCCUUACUGGAAAACUCCUGAUUUGGUUAGGAUGAACAGAUACGGUGAUGGACUGCAAACGCGCUAGCAGGGACAUGGACAAGGACUCAGUUGGCUAUUAGUCAUCAGUGUGGACUUUGGUUAAACCUUGCAGGUAGUUAAUAAAUAAAUCAGACAAUGGUUUAGUCUAGUGGGAAGCUAAGGCUAGCUAACGGACCAAUUUAUACCAGAAAGGCCUUCCCCCUCUCCCCCUCUAGUCUUUUAACCCAAACGUUGACAUGUGACCCUUCUGUAUUAAUCUGCACCUGAUAGUGAAUAUGCUGGCCGACCCCACUUUUCAUAAGAUAACUAAUGCAAUUAAUUGUGCUUCAACGUUGCAUUCACCAGCUUUUUCCCCCUUAUGUUUUAAGAUUUUUCACAUCUACUUUUAUCUUAUUUUAAUUCUCUUUUCCGAAAUAUUUUUCGUGUUAUCUCUUUGAAUCCUGUUGUUUUUCCCUUCAACAUCCUUGUAAUCCCCAUCAGUACCAGAUGCAGGGUUUCUCCCCCGUCUCUCUGGAGUCAUUCUAUCUGGGCAUGUGAUGCUUUCUCGCCAGACAGAAACAAAUGGAAUGAAGAAAAUGAAAAAUGAGUUAAGUCUUACGUUAAAUUAAGGCUCAGGUGGAUGUUAUGGCAGACCAACCAUUUAUAUGGUAUAGGGCCAAACCUCCAGUCAGGCAGAGGCACCAGUCGGGCAACAGCCAGACCAAUUUUGGUCUUGUUAUGGACCAUUAUGCAUCUUCAUCCAGCGUUUGUUGUUGGUCCGACUUUUUUCCUUCUUUUUGCAUGACCUUUCUGCUCUUCUUGCUAAGCCCUCUUUCUUCUCGGUCAUGUUGGUUUUCUUUGUCAUUGAGAAACGUUUCUGCCGCCACUCUCCUUUUUGUUCUUUCUUCAGCAUAUUUUUAAUUCAGUAUUUUUACCUCCCAUUACUCACUUUUUGCCAUCCCAAACUCAAGUAUCAGGAAUAAUGCCCCUUUCCUCUCAUACUAUGUCCCCUUUAAAUUUCUGCAAACUAAGAAAGAAAAGUCAAAAAGGUCCAAAAUAUUGUUUUGGGGGUUAUUUUUGAUAUAUUCAAAAGAAAAGGGGGAGAUCAG
Molecule: messenger RNA, 2594 nt
Organism: Perca flavescens (yellow perch)
Lineage: Eukaryota; Metazoa; Chordata; Actinopteri; Perciformes; Percidae
Product: zeta-sarcoglycan
Exons: 7
Coding region: 1-927 (308 amino acids)
Biological process (GO): heart contraction; cardiac muscle tissue development
Cellular component (GO): sarcolemma; sarcoglycan complex
Source: RefSeq, a predicted model, not a curated record